GAGAAUCAAACCAAUUUUUGGUAUGGACAAUUCAUUGGUAGUGUUAUUUCUUCCACUAAAAUGAUUGUGAAGUUGAGAGUGUUGUUCUCCUAUAUCUUCUCCGAACCCUCUCUCACAAAUCCCAACAAAAAAGUUUCAACAUAAUUAUUAUAUUUUUUUUGUAAAAAUCCAACAUUAUCCGUUUGAUGUUUCACCUGAAUUUACUCAAACCUUUCCAUAACAAUAACAACAUUUGAUUCAAUGUUGAUAUCCUCAAGGUUGGAUUCUUCUUUUCACAUUUUCCAUGCAUGUGUCUCUCUUUUUGUGAUUUUCAUAUUCCCCUUCUCCAAGUAACCAAAUAAUGCAUGUUUGUCUCUUAUUUAUUUCAGCUUUUCAAGAAGUUCUUGAGGUGAAAUAAUGCAAUAGAAAUCUGCAUGAAACAAAAUCUCCAUUUUUGAAGUGUUUUCCUCAUGAAAAUUUUCUAAUUAUGAAUUCACAACCUAACAACCAUAGUACAGAAUCUAAGGAGGUUGGUAGUUCAAGUUCUAAUUCGAGCGGAAAUAAUAACUUACCUCAAAAAAAGAUUUUGUCCGAUUCGAAGUUUCAACCUAUGACAGAGCCACCAGGUGCAUUAAACCAGUUUGGUCAUAGGUUUCCGGAUGUAUUUCAACAAAAGGGUGGAAGCUAUGCAGAUCUUCCUGCUGCCAAAAUUUCCGAGCUAAUGAAAUCCUCAAGUUUGGAUAAUGCUCCUACUCAAUCACUUUUGAGCGUUGUGAAUGGUAUCCUAGAAGAAAGUGUUGAAAGAAGAAAUGGCGAAAUACCACCUCGCGUGGCUUGUUUGUUAAGAAAAGUUGUUCAAGAGAUCGAGCGGAGAAUAUCAACACAACAAGGACAUUUAAGAACUCAAAACAAUCUUUUUAAGACUCGUGAGGAAAAAUAUCAAUCAAGAAUAAGAGUACUUGAAGCUCUUGCAUCAGGAACCAAGGAGGAGAAUAUCAUAAUAAAGGAAGAAAAAAUUGCACAUGACUCAAAACCAAUUGAGAAGAUUGUAAUAGAAGAAAAGAAGACAAAUGAUACGAAUCAUGAAGAAAAGACUAAAGAGGAUGAAAAAAAGAAAGAAAUUGAUAGAGAAGUUAUUAGAUUGAUGAAAGAAGUGGAAGACAAAAACAUGGAAAAGAAGGAGAUUGAUAAAGAAGUAAAGAGAUUGAUUAAAGAUAUGGAAGGAAAAAAUGCGGAAAUUUCAACAUUCAAACAAGAACUAGAAGCAAUGAAAAAAAGAUAUGAAGAAAAAAAUGCGGAAAUUUCAACAUUCAAACAAGAACUAGAAGCAAUGAAAAAAAGAUAUGAAGAAAAAUGUUCAAAGAUGGAAAAUAUGGAAAGGAAGGAAAUUCAUAAAGAAGUGGAAGGAAAAAAUAUGAAAAGGAACGAAAUUGAUGAAGAAGUUAUGAGAUUGAAGAAAGAGGUGGAAGGAAAAAAUAUGGAAAAGAAGGAAAUUGAUGAAGAAGUUAUGAGAUUGAAGAAAGAGGUGGAAGGAAAAAAUAUGGAAAAGAAGGAAAUUGAUGAAGAAGUUAUGAGAUUGAAGAAAGAGGUGGAAGAAAAAAGUAUUGAAAAGAAGGAAGUUGAUAAAGUAGUUAUUAGAUUGAUCAAAGAGUUGGAAGAAAAAAAUAUGGAAAUUUCGACGACGAAGCAAGAACUUGAAUCAACGAAGAAUAGAUACGAAGAACAAUGUUCAAAGUUGGAAUCAGAAGUUAAGGAUGCUAAAGGAGAAUUGAAACAGAAAUUGCAAGAGUAUGAGGCUAAAAUGGAGAAAUUAAGAAAUACGGUUAGAGAGAGUGAAGCUAUUAUGGAGUCAAAAUAUCAGAAGUGGAACAUGAAACAGAAAAUUAUGCAGAAAGCUAUGAGUUUUCAGUUUAGUUCCAUACAGAAAUUGAAUUUGGCUUGGGAAUCUAUCAAGCAAGAUGUUGUGAAAGAGCGAAUGAUUUACUCGGAGGAAUGCAAUCGAUUAGGUGUAAAUCUUAAACCACUGGUAAAUGCAGCUGAGAAUUAUCAAACCGUUCUUGCUGAAAAUAGAAAAAUCUUCAAUGAACUUCAAGAAUUAAAAGGAAAUAUUAGAGUAUAUUGUCGAGUUAGGCCAUUUAUUCCUGGACAAAAAGAAAAACAAUCUAUUGUCGAACGCAUUGGUGAAUCAGAUUUGGUUGUAGCGAAUCCUUCCAAACUAGGGAAAGAAGCACUCAAAACAUUCAAGUUUAAUAAGAUCUUUGGUCCUACCUCAACUCAAGCUGAGGUGUAUGAUGACAUACAAGCCUUUAUAAGAUCAGUACUUGAUGGUUUUAAUGUCUGCAUAUUUGCUUAUGGACAGACUGGUUCUGGAAAAACUUAUACAAUGAGUGGUCCAAAUAAUGCAACCAAUGAGAAUCUUGGUGUUAACUAUCGUGCUCUAAACGAUCUCUUCAACAUAUCCUCAAGUCGACAAAGUUCCAUAGUUUAUGACAUUGGAGUUCAAAUAAUUGAGAUCUAUAAUGAACAAGUUCGAGAUUUGUUAACAACCGAUACAGCUAUCAAAAAACUUGGGAUAUUGAAUCACUCUCAACCAAAUGGUUUAGCAGUCCCUGAUGCCAGCAUGCACCCCGUCAAAUCAACCGGUGAUGUCAUAAAACUAAUGGACAUUGGUUUAAAAAAUAGAGCAAAGAGUUCAACUUCCAUGAAUGAAAGAAGUAGUCGUUCUCACAGUGUGGUUUCGAUUCAUGUUCGUGGGGCGGAUAAGAAAUCUGGUUCGACUCUCCAAGGUAACCUUCAUCUGAUAGAUUUGGCAGGAAGUGAAAGGAUAGACCGCUCUGAAGUAGUAGGAGAUAGACUAAAGGAAGCACAACAUAUUAACAAAUCAUUGUCGGCUCUUGGCGAUGUCAUUUUCGCACUUUCUCAAAAGAGUUCUCAUAUACCAUAUAGAAACAGCAAACUCACACAAAUUUUGCAAUCCUCUCUAGGUGGUCAUGCAAAGACACUCAUGCUAGUUCAAAUAAAUUCAGACGUAAAGUCUUAUUCUGAAUCUUUGAGUACUUUGAAGUUUGCUGAGAGGGUUUCUGGAGUUGAGUUAGGAGUUGCAAAAAGUACAAAAGAUGGAAGAGAUGUUAGAGAAUUAAUGGAACAGGUGGCUUCUCUGAAAGACACGAUUUCGACAAAAGACGAAGAAAUCGAGCGACUACAAUUACUUAAGGAUCUAAAAAAUGUUAGUAAUACUGAGAAGCUUGAAGAUUAAGAUAAACAGCAAAGAUAUUCUUAUUGAAAAUAUCAUUAGACAACAUAGAGAAGUUAGUAGUGUUUAUAUUAUCACAUUUUUAACCAUUGCCCCUACUUAACAUUAACAAUUUAGU
Molecule: messenger RNA, 3350 nt
Organism: Lathyrus oleraceus (garden pea)
Lineage: Eukaryota; Viridiplantae; Streptophyta; Magnoliopsida; Fabales; Fabaceae
Product: kinesin-like protein KIN-14P
Exons: 14
Coding region: 467-3235 (922 amino acids)
Biological process (GO): microtubule-based movement
Cellular component (GO): microtubule cytoskeleton
Molecular function (GO): microtubule binding; microtubule motor activity; ATP binding
Source: RefSeq, a predicted model, not a curated record